Messenger RNA from Aspergillus pseudonomiae, 1919 nucleotides. Its product is annotated as Rab family GTPase. The record is from RefSeq and is a predicted model, not a curated record. The transcript is spliced from 3 exons. Gene Ontology annotation, molecular function: GTPase activity; GTP binding. NCBI's taxonomy places the organism in Eukaryota, Fungi, Ascomycota, Eurotiomycetes, Eurotiales, Aspergillaceae. The coding region runs from base 460 to 1254 and encodes 264 amino acids.
GGAAACAUCCCGUGACUGCCACCGUGCUGGAGGUGACCCGCUAGACCGGAUUGGGGCGACCUCUCCAUCAUCUAAAGUGACGACCGUUUAAUUCCCUCCGCCUCACUGGGUAUCGAUCUUUCCUAGUACCUUGCGACUGUGCACUUGUGUCCACCGCUAUUUUCUCCUGGUAUUGGUGCAAUACGUUGGUGAUCCUGGAUUUCUAUUUGUCUAUUUUUUUUUUCCCCCUUCGCAACCCUUGCUCAGGUCUCCAACUUAGGCUCUCUCUCGUGUCCCCGGGGCUGACGUUUCCUUCAGGCUACCCUGAUUACUUACCGCUCUCUAAGUUCUUGUCGACCUUACCCGCCCCUGGCGAGCUGAAAUCAUCGACGAGAUUGAUAAUUCCCGCCCGUGCUGGCGUCCCGUCCCUGCAAAUCAACCUAAUCGUGUAUAGCCACCCAUCCGUUGGGCUCUGCUGCCAUGUCUGAGUCAACUAGCACAAAUACUCCGAAGCCGAGUAGUAGCGUGAAGCUGGUACUUUUGGGCGAGGCGGCGGUUGGAAAGUCAUCGCUAGUUCUGCGAUUUGUCAACAAUGACUUUCAAGAAAACAAAGAGCCGACUAUUGGAGCUGCCUUCUUGACUCAAAAAUGCUCCCUCCCGACCCGGACGAUCAAGUUCGAAAUCUGGGAUACAGCCGGUCAGGAGCGGUUCGCCUCGCUUGCCCCCAUGUACUACCGUAACGCUCAGGCGGCGCUGGUAGUCUACGAUGUUACCAAACCACCUUCCCUUACAAAGGCCAAACACUGGGUCGCCGAACUACAGCGGCAAGCCAGCCCUGGGAUUGUGAUCGCCCUCGUCGGCAAUAAGCUGGACUUGACCAACGACGGGAACGAAGCUUCUGGGGAGUCACAGGUGGAUGGCGAACAGCAACCCCCUGCUGCUACUGCUGACGAAGAUGACGCGGCUGGUGAACCUCAGGAGGAGCAAUAUGCCACUCCCGGAGAUGCCCGGAAGGUCUCGACACGGGAGGCUAGUUCAUAUGCGGACGAAGAAGGCCUACUGUUCUUCGAGACUAGCGCUAAGACGGGUGUGAACGUUGUGGAGGUCUUCACUGCCAUUGCCAAUGCUAUUCCAGAGAGCAGUUUGAAGAGUGGACGCGGAGCUGGCGCCGGUACGGGCCAGACUACUUUGGGAGCUGGCCGUCCGGCGGAGGACUCGCGAGUCAACCUGGGAGACCGGUCUACUGCCACUGCCAAAGAAGGUUGUGCUUGUUAAUUCCGGCUGUGUGUCUGCUCUACAGUCCGUAAUGUUUGUUCUUCCAUGCAGCAAUCUCGUGACUAGGUUUGAUUACAGAGUAAUUACCUAGGAUGUUUGGGACAGUGCCGCACCAAGGGCGGUUUGAAGGCAUGGCGUGUCAUCAUUGUAGUUUCUCAUAUCCCGGCGUCAACCUGUGUUUUCGUUUAUGUUUGUGCUUCAUCCCGGAUCUUGGUGCCUUUUCAUUUCUGUUCUGUUUCUGUUUUUUUAAACCCCCCAGAUUCUCUGACACUCAGCGAGAGGUUUUUGUCUUUAUCAUUAUGUAUAGGUUUCCCCGGAUGUUGCACUGGUAGGAAUUCGGUAUUCUCACCGUGUGAAGGGUUAUUUUCUUUAACCAUAUUUUCAGUUACCUCCUGCUAUCACAGAUGGGGUGAGAUGCCAUUGAGCAUCUGUACCAAGUAGAGGAUAGUUUUCUAUGGAGCCUAUGUUCUAGUAAUAUCAUAGACGAUAAUAACUGAUAGGAGAUAAGCGUUCUUUUGAUGUUCCUGAUAUCGAGGGCAGAGCGGUCACGGGACCGGGCUUUCCCUAGGAGGGCAAUGCGCUAACCUAGGGUGGGCAAGCGCCGUGUCGCUAAGCGAGGCGCCGAGCCUCCGAUCCCACACCAACCGGAGCAGAAUUGGAUGCUG